Molecule: messenger RNA, 1473 nt
Organism: Theileria annulata
Lineage: Eukaryota; Apicomplexa; Aconoidasida; Piroplasmida; Theileriidae
Exons: 8
Coding region: 1-1473 (490 amino acids)
Molecular function (GO): protein binding
Source: RefSeq, a predicted model, not a curated record
AUGUACAAUAAUCGCAAUGAAGAAACGCCUACACAUUGUAGCUCCCCCGAGAAAGUAAGCGAAGAUGAAGGCUGUUCCCCAAGAGAUGAAAGCGAAACGCCUAAAUAUUCCAGUGAAGUGACGUGUUUUACUAAAGAGAAUAUAGAUUCUUUGGUUAGGGUCUCGGAAGUACCAGGCAAAGGAAGAUGUUUAUUUGUAAGGAAAGCAUUUGACCCUGGAGAACUGAUAUUCGCAGAAUCGCCGCUUUUUAUGAUCGACCCAACCUCAAAUCAAGAACUUUGGGACGAAUUAAAUAAACUGAACGAAGAAUCACCAUUUGUGUUACCCCCCUUGUGGCACAAGGCAGCUUUGUUUAGCAUUUUAGAAGGGAACGAAGAGUCAAACAGUAUUUUGGAGAAUAAGUGGGUGGAAAACCGAAACCAAGAGGUAUCCGCGGAUGUUUUGAGAGUUUUAAACUCGAUAUGUACAAUAGAAGAUGGAGAAUUUUACUAUGACGGAGUUGUAAUUAAACCUGAAGUAUACCAACUGUACCUCCAAGUCUGGCCUCUUAACGCUUUUGGAAGAACAUCAGAACCAGAUGGACUAGUUAUAUAUGACAAAAUAUCCUAUGUCGCCCAUAGCUGUAACCCCUCAUGCUGUUGGCAUCACACAGAAAAUGAUGAAUUUGUUUUGAGAGCGAGAAAGAAACUAGUGCCUGGAGAUGAAAUUACGAUCUCCUAUUUAGGAGAAACAGACCUUUUGUCACCUACAUUCAGGAGAAGAACGCUUCUUCAAAAUUGGCACUUUUUUUGCACAUGUGAAAGGUGUUCUAUACCAAUUGACAACUGUAGAGGAUUUUUGUGUAAAUGCUGCCACUAUGGAACGAUUUUUUUAAACUACGACUCAUUUUUUUCAAGCCAUAGUAGCAUGCAGUGCGAACUGUGUGGAUAUCAAUUUACAGAGUCUGAAAUGAACGAAUACAUUGAAUUGGAAAGAGCAUACGUUUAUAGAAUUGAUGGAAUAGAUAAAAGUAAUCUUAUGGAUAUACUUCAGGUGUACGAUCACGCAAAAAAUGUGUUCAAACAGCACUGGGCACUGUAUCAAUUACAAACCCUAUUGUAUGACAUUUAUAAAGAAAAGAGCAAUUUCGAGCAAGCGAAGAUAUAUCUUAUGCAGAGAAUUCAUUAUGUAGACAAGGUCAUCUUGGGACCACUGUACUGUGUAGCAUUUAUGCACGAAGAAAUGGCAGAUAUCCUCACCUAUAUUUGUGAUUUGGACCAAAAUCUUUCAAAAAUAGGCAAUCCAAACUCAGAUAUAGGAGCACUAAAUAUGAUCAUGGGAUACUACUUCAACUCAGCCGCAUUAUUAUCAAUUUUGUGCGGAUACAAGCACUCUUAUUACCAUUCAGUCAUAUCAAAACGAUAUAGAAUAGAAGAACUUGCGAUUUCACUCAUCAAGCUUCCUCAAGAGGUAGAAUCACCUGAUGAAGCAUGA